Molecule: messenger RNA, 1367 nt
Organism: Monascus purpureus
Lineage: Eukaryota; Fungi; Ascomycota; Eurotiomycetes; Eurotiales; Aspergillaceae
Source: the annotation of a GenBank genome assembly
CGCAUCAGGACUAGCGUCAAAUGCCCGAAAUUCUUCCUCGACCGCGAAGAACAACCGGCAUAUCUGCAACCGGCGCUUCUCCUUUCGGUUCCUCCAGACAGAGGCCAUUGCGAUCAUGGCUUCGAAUAUUUCUAUCCGCAGUCUUAGGGCUGCCGUCUGCCCUAAUUGCCGCUCUUUUGCCCGUCCCAGUCCCGGUUCAAUUGCGUCCGUAGCAGCUUUCUCACGCCGCGGACAGUCCACGUCUACAUCUGCUCCGGCUGAAGCAGCAGACGUCGGUGGCCAGAAGCCACGAUGGUCGUAUACGCCACCUCUGGCAAAGGCCCCCUUCAGUUUGCGUUUGAACUCGAAGAGACCCGAAUUCCCGGUCAACUCAGAUCCCAAAGUCCUCGACGAAUUCUACAUUCGGUUGCUUGGAGAUGGCGGCGAUAAGGUUCUUUCGGAGGAGGUCAAAUGGCUUGCUGUUACGCACAAGAGCUUCGACCAGGGGCGAAGAGGAUUUAAUGAUCGUUUGGCAUUCCUAGGAAAACGGAUUGUGCAGUUACAGGCUUCUAUGGUCCUAGCACAAAGUGCGAAGAAGACUCCGACCACGGAGGACCCCUUUGGGCGGACGCCUUUCUCCCACCCGGCACUGGAUGGCUUGACCAAUCUCUCCUCCGACAAGAAGAACUUCCUCACCAGCAAGUUGAAGCUUGCUGAGCUUGCGGAUAAGUACGAGCUACAGAAGGUUUUGAGAUGGUCCCCAAGAAAUCCCGAAGAUCUCCACUUCUCCGGACUCGAGCUCGUCCAAGCCCAUACCUUGUACGCAAUUGUAGGUGCUAUUGCUCUUGAACAGGGCGGAGUCGUUGCCAACAAGAUAGCGCGCAAGCGAAUAUUGGAACCCUUGGGAGUGAAAAUAGUUUCGUGAGAUGGGUUUUGGUUUGGAGCAUUUUCCGGGCGUUAGCUAUUUUCUUUUUUCGCUUUCCUUCUGUUCUUGGAUGUGUUACACUUUGCCGGGGACUAUUUUCAUCCACUGUAUAUGUAUUACUCUUGAUGUCUGGUCAAAUCUUGUUGCGAAUACCACCAUGGGCUAGUCUUUUCCUUACGCGCUGUGGUCUCGUCUAUAAAGAAAAGAAAAAAAAUUCAUACAGAAAGAUAUGCAGAAAGAUAAAAGAUAAAUGAAUUCGUAUAGCAAAGAAAAAGUUAUUUGCGAUCUCUCUGACACCGCCCGAGUAACAUGAGAAAAAUACACGGCCAGCUCUUAUGAGACCCUCGUUACCGAUUCACAGUCUUCGCACCUCUGUAUCGCAAGUCAAUAAUGGACAAACCGGACAGCUAGUGACAGAAAGCCAGUCUAGCCGCGGCAAGAAAGUUACUGCCUUGCACUGUCU